AUGCAAUAAUAAUCAAUAUCAGAUUUCGAUAAUCUUGAACAAGAACAUUAGUUGAUUGAUUAGGUUAAUUAAAAGUCAAAAUCAGCGAAAUUUAAAUAGUAUAAAUAAGGACAAUAUUAUGGAGAUAUUUAAAACAAUGUUCGACAUGGAUAUGGACUCAUGACAUAUCAGGAUAGAUAUUAUAUUGGAUACUGGAAGAAUGAUAAAAAGCAGGGGUUCGGUAAGGAAGUACUGGACAAAGGGGAUUCGUAUGAAGGCCAGUUUGAUGAUGGAAAACCUAAUGGCGAAGGCACGUUGGAAACUGCAAAUGGAAUAUAUUCAGGGUAGUGGGUCUAUGGAAUUAAAUAGGGGUUUGGCAAAUGGAGAGGAAACAACAAUGAAGUCUAUUCAGGAGAAUGGAAAUUAAACAAAGCUAAUGGGUAUGGAAGAUAUGACUAUUAAGAUGGAGGAUGGUAUGAAGGUGAGUUCAAGGAUUAUCUUAAAUAUGGCAAAGGCAAAGAAAGUUAUGCCAAUGGAGAUUUUUACGAUGGGGAUUUUGUUAAUGAUAAACCUGAAGGAUUUGGAGUAUAUAGAUGGUCUGAUGGUUCAUCCUAUCAUGGUACACUUUCUAGUGGAGUCAGACAUGGCAAAGGCUAUUGGAUGAAGAACGAUGACCCUUAGAAUCACGAGAGUUAUGACGGAUAAUAUGUUAACGAUUUGAAAUCAGGACAUGGGGUUUAUAGGUGGUCAAGUGGAAAUGUAUAUUAAGGGGAAUUCUUUAAUGAUCAUAGACACGGAUUUGGAGAAAUGAGAUGGGCUGAUGGUUCUUAUUAUAAAGGUUAAUUUUAUAAUGGGCAAAUGUGUGGAGAAGGGGAAUUGAAGAGAAACAAUAAACCUGUUAUUUAUGGAUACUUUGAAAGUAAUAAACUGGUUAAAGAAUAAAAAUAGAAGUCAAUUCCUAAAACUAUUAAUUAUAGUGCAAAUCAUAGUUAUGAUGAGAGAAAAAAUUAUUAUACACUUCAAUAAUCAUCUUUUAAUUAACAAUAAAAUACUUAACAACUUUAGAAAUUUCAUUUUAAGUCUGAAUCUAUUGAACCCAUUUCCAAGUAAGUUAAAAAGAAUUGUAAUAGUUCGAUAAAUGACAAUCAAAACCAAUUUCAUUAAAAUAGGUUUAAAAUCUCCAUUGAUUUUGAGGAUCAUUAAGGAAUCUCUGCUCAUUAAAAAUUCAAGACGAUAAGUGCAACAAAUCGACCUUUUUAAUCCCAGCAAGAGGGUCUAUUAUAAAUGACUAAUUAAGGUUAAUCUAUAAAAAAAGUUGUGAUUGAUAGUGUAAAAUUUAAGAGAAGCCAAAAUUCUUUUCGAUUAUAAUCAUUAAACUAAUCUACAAGGCAAACCUCAAAUUCUCUUCCAAAAUAAUCAAUAAACUGA
Molecule: messenger RNA, 1407 nt
Organism: Paramecium tetraurelia
Lineage: Eukaryota; Ciliophora; Oligohymenophorea; Peniculida; Parameciidae
Exons: 2
Source: RefSeq, a predicted model, not a curated record